AUGUCAGAAUCAAGCGGGCUGACGGCCCUUGCGCUUGUACUGUCCUUCACUGCUUUGAUCAUCGCCGUCGUCCAGCUACUACAGUCGGUCUUUGGCACUGCUGAGGGCUUUCGAAGAACAAAUAAAGAGAUCAUGGGCAUCUUUGCACUCAGUCGCGACCGUGUCUUUCAUUGGACAGAAUUCAGGUUCGAGACGAAGUUCACCACUCCACACUUCACCUUUCACAAUGUGCUCAGUGAGACAUCGCUUCUUUCCAGGAUCGAAGGAAAUGACCCUUUCAGGCAGGAGACCUUCAGCAGAUUCAUUCUGGCCAUUGCGAACAGCGACAACAGGUUUAACGACCUAAAGGCCUUAAUCAGAUCUUCUACCAAAAUCAGUGGACUGCAGCAAUUUCUCAACAGAUUCAAUCCCUCUUACGGAUCUUCACACCAACAAACACUACAGCCAGGAUCUCAGGCUUUCAGCGCUAGUUGGCUGAUCUUACUUGAGCAACUCUACUACGACGAGAAGAAGUUCAAUCAAAGUACCGACAAAUGCAGCUUCAUCUACACUAGAUCAGGUACGAGGGGCAUUAGCCUUGGACCGGAUCGGAGGCAGAUACUGUAUCCUGCUAUUGAAAACCACCUUCAUUCUUGGGACCUGUUGCCUCCUGACGUUGUGAGGCCAUUUGCUUCGAUCAGCUUGGGCGAUCUUCUCACAUUAUGUUUCAGACUACGACUUACAGUCCAGGAUCUGAGGCCUGGACACUUUAGUGCGGAUGGAUACGGCAACAAUUUCGCUUCCUUGCAAAUCCAAGGUCUAGGCAUGAUUGUCCAAUAUCGCUAUGACCCGUCGAACGACAAGGCAGAUCCCGUCUACCUUGGUAACACGAAAUACGUUCCAUCUGAGAGCACUGACAAACUUGCGUUUGGCAUCAUCCCGCGGCAUGAGCUUCUCGGCAUUCAACAAGACUGGCCUCUAGGCGAGUGCGAAAAUCCGGAGAGCUUCCCAGACGCAAUGAAGAAGCAUUUCAGAGACAUAGGGAUUCCCGAACAGCAGCUUCGCGAAGUAAAGACACGAAAGGACAAAGACAAGUGUGAUACUUGGCGGACGUUUGCAGACUCUCUGUUACUAAUUGCCCCCUUCCUGCCUAUUGAUGGACUCGGCAUGGUGAAAUACCAGCCGCCAAUGCCAGAGGAGUGGAGUGGCUCUACCCUCACCGUUCGCGAGGGGCGAAUUAUACUGUGGCAGCGCCUAAACGAAAUCCUGCCUGGCCUGAAGGAAUCAUCCAGCUCUCUCACAAUGAUGUCUUCUCUGACCGAAAGCUCUGCACCAUCGCAACUCCACUGGGUCUGUCGCGUGCUCAAUUUCUUCGAGACAAAAUACCGCAACAGUUUUCACAAUGAAAACAGAUGCUUUGGAUCUUUCAUGGGGAGGAACGGCUACAAUGCAAGAGCUCAUGAAUUCCUCCGAGACAUUCGAUCUGCAGCUGUUGAGGCGGAUAGCUAUCUGGCCUCCCUGUUCAACCAACCAAAUUCCAUCCCAACGUACAUACACCUGGUGGCUGCUCAUCAGCAGAUGGCCAUUACGCUACACACAGAAGUCAAUCAGCAACUUCGUGAAACAGAGAACCAAGACAGGCGCAGCGGAUCCAGCAGGACACCCCCAAAGUUCAGAGUCGCAUCUCAUUCUCCCGCUCGUGAGCUACACAAGGGGUUGCUGGAGAUCGUACACCGCUACGUCGACUGUGCCAUCGAUGGCAGGACCAUUAUUGAAGCCUACCGGGCGAAAAUCAAAGGGUUGGAAGACUCACAAGGCCGGCAGCCUCCCGCGCUGGACGAUGAACAGAUCAGAGCAGGUUGGUAUACCAUGAUGUUAAGAGCCUGUUUGUGGAGCAUGGUGCACCUUCCCAUCUCGCGUCCCAACCUUCCUUAUCCGAGUCGGUACUGGAAAAAUAACACAUUGGUGCUGAUGGCGUGA
Messenger RNA from Rhinocladiella mackenziei CBS 650.93, 1959 nucleotides. RefSeq lists its product as uncharacterized. NCBI's taxonomy places the organism in Eukaryota, Fungi, Ascomycota, Eurotiomycetes, Chaetothyriales, Herpotrichiellaceae. The record is from RefSeq and is a predicted model, not a curated record. The transcript has a single exon. Bases 1 to 1959 code for a protein of 652 amino acids.